AUGAAAGUUUUAAUAAAAAGAGAUGCAUUUUUAACAGAUUAUGAAGUCCUUAAACAUAUAUAUGAAGAUGAACUUGAAGAAAAGUAUACUACAGAUAGUAUAAAAUCAAGACAACCCGUAAAUGAAAAUUUUCGUACAAUACAAUUUGAGCUUCGGAAAUAUUUAGAAGGUCUUCCAGCAAAAAAACAGACUGCGCAACAAGUAUGUAAACUUACUAAAGAGUUGGAAAAUUAUCCAUUAACAAAAGUUGAAAGACUUAUGAUUGUUAAUUCAAGACCGGAUACUCUUGUUGAACUAUAUGCAUUAAUUGAAGAAUGUGAAGAACGAUUUAAUUUGGAACAAUUGCAACAAAUUUUAGAUCGUAUUCAUAAUGAAAUGCCAUUAAACUUUCAGGAAAAUUAA
Molecule: messenger RNA, 402 nt
Organism: Pneumocystis jirovecii RU7
Lineage: Eukaryota; Fungi; Ascomycota; Pneumocystomycetes; Pneumocystales; Pneumocystaceae
Exons: 2
Coding region: 1-402 (133 amino acids)
Biological process (GO): transcription initiation at RNA polymerase III promoter
Cellular component (GO): RNA polymerase III complex
Molecular function (GO): nucleotide binding
Source: RefSeq, a predicted model, not a curated record